AUGAGUUUUCGUGCUUUGUGGAUUAUUUCUCACGAAAAAGGAGAAAAUGCAUCAGUACGCUUUUCAAGGAGGUUUCCUACAGUGGAGCACCGUGCAAAAAGACUGGCAGGUUCUUCUUAUGUAGCAGUCCCAGAGGAUGGUACAGUCCUGCAGCUCAUUCUCCUAGAGUUGGGGCUUUCCAGCCCAAACAAGACAUAUGUAGCUCUGAGAGAUGAUUGCCUCUACCGUCCUAGAUCACCAGCUCUGGAGCUGCGUCUGGAUGGAAAAGAAACGCUUUGGCCUGUCCUGUCCGUCUCUCAGGGGUCCCUCAUCUUGGCUUGCCUGCCGUUAGUAGAUGUCCCCUCUGAGCCACGACCACCUCUUGCCAGCCUGUUGUCAGUGUCACAGGGUCUCACUUUUCUGGCAGGCCUGCAAACUUUUCUCCUUGGCUCAGGGACCAAGCCUGAUGGUGCCGGGCUUGCCUCUUCUCUAGCCAUGUUGCCCUCUGUCCUGCUGCAGGUCUGUCCCCUUGGCACACCUCUUGAUGUUCCUUUAGUGGGGGUACCUACUGCACCAACAGUAGCCACCUCUGCUGGUAGCCAGAAGCAACCUGCCUGGAAGACAGGCCUACAUCGUGGUCGAGCCAUGGUAAAUGUAGCGGUGGUUGAAACAGUACGUUCCAUGCAGUAUGGUAACCAGAGCAGCCAGGACUCGUGGGAUGUUUAUGGCACUGUGACAUGCAAAUGUGAAGUAGAAGGGGUGCUCCCAAAUGUGACCGUGACCCUCUCACUACCUCAGAAUGGUUCUCCACUGCAGGACAUCCUGGUCCAUCCCUGCGUAACCUCACUGGAUUCUAGUGUCCUGGCAGCCAGCAGUGUAGAUAAUGUGGAUGGCUCAGCUUUCUCUGGGCCCUAUAAGUUCCCCUUCUCUCCUCCCCUGGAGCCCUUCAGACUAUGCAGCUACACUUCUCAGGUCCCUGUUCCACCCAUCUUCGGUUCGUAUCAGUUGAAGGAAGAAGAGAACCAGCUUUGUGUGUUUGCAUCCCUCAAACUUCAUGAAACAGUGAAGAACACAUUUGAGUACUGUGAGGCGCACCUGCCAUUCUUCAACAGGAGUCAGAUGGGCAAUGCUGACUUAAAGGUGAGCUCUGGACAAGUAGAUGUGAUGAAGGAGAAGAACCUACUGGUCUGGGCUCUGGGUCAAAAGUUCCCAAAGUCUCGUGAGGUCACGUUGGAUGCCAAGAUAAGUUUUUCUGGACUCUCACCUGGACCUUCUGACCCGCUCUGCACAGGACUUACUGCAUACAUUAAGUUGUACUUUAAAGUGCCUGACAUGACGUUGUCUGGGUGCUGUGUGGACCAGCAUUCAGUGCAAGUUUAUUCUUCUGCCAAACCACGGAUUGUAACAUCCCGAGAACUUCUAUCCAGCGAGUACUUCAUAUGGAACUCGACGGGGACGGCUCCAGUGUCCAAUGGCCAGGUGAUGGUGUAG
Messenger RNA from Nematolebias whitei (Rio pearlfish), 1470 nucleotides. RefSeq names its product adaptor related protein complex 5 subunit mu 1 (gene ap5m1). The record is from RefSeq and is a predicted model, not a curated record. The transcript is spliced from 8 exons. Lineage: Eukaryota; Metazoa; Chordata; Actinopteri; Cyprinodontiformes; Rivulidae. Bases 1 to 1470 code for a protein of 489 amino acids. Gene Ontology annotation, cellular component: cytosol; late endosome; AP-type membrane coat adaptor complex. Gene Ontology annotation, biological process: endosomal transport.